AUGAUAUAUGGAGAGAAGAGGCGCCCCUGCGCAGCAGCAGCCUGUGUCACUGCAGUGUGGGAAGGCGAGCAACUACGCUGCUUUCAAUGCUCGGAAGGCGGACAGAAGCGAGCACCGAGGCGGCCCCCUGAGGCUGCACUCAGCAUCAGCCGUCGUGGCAGUGGGGGUAGCGCUACCUCCACGAGAGCGCUUGGCAGUCCCAGCAACAACGCAGCACCAGUGUUCGUCGUUUCCACGUCGGCAGAAGGCGAGGCGGCUGCUGCGGCUCUGUGUGGCUGCUCGCCCCUGCUGGCCGCCUCUCCCCUUGCGAGCUUCCUCGCCUGCAGGCAUUUUCAAAGAAAGCACGAAGAGCUGCUACGGGGUCCAGCCGCUGCAGCCGACAGCGCAUGCGUCCCUGUGACUGCCGAUCAUGAGAGCGGCAGCAAGAGCGCGCCUCCUAGGCUGACGGGCGCAACCCCAGAGUUCGCAGAACCACCAACGGCACAAACAGCCGAUGCUGCCGAUCCUCCCCUGCUGAUUGGCUGCGAUACAGAGGGAGUGCUGCUUGGCCGUUUUGGUCGCCUGUGCAUCGUUCAGAUGGGAGGACCUCAUGGGGGACCGCCCCUCGAUCCCCUCUUGCUGAUUGAUGCUCUCAAAGAGAGCUCUCUCUCCCCCUCCGUUAGGCAGAUUCUGGAAGGCGACAGCAUACUCAAAAUUUUUCACGACUGUCGUGAAGAUUCUGCAGCUCUCUUCCAUCAGCACGACAUCCGGCUAGAUUUCGUGUUUGACACGCAAGUAGCGCACCAGCUCAUUUGUGCAAAGAGAGGCGAAGCUCUCUAUCAAGCGUCUUUGAAGGAGCUGGUGGAGGCAUAUCUCGGGAUCACCAUAAAGGGUUUAGAGGCUGGCCGUGAGCUCUUGGAUGCGGAUUUGGCUGCCUUUGCUAAGCGGCCUCUGUCAGCGCCUCUCCUGAGAUAUGCCGCUCUGGGAGUUCGCUACCUCCCCAGGCUCGCCAUGGCCAUGUCUUUGCACAUUCGCCCGGAGGAGGUUAUAGCGGCGAGCCAAGAAUACGUGCUGUACAGACACCUCAACGAAGCAUUCAAGUGCCAUAGAGACAUGGCGAAGAAAGGAACCCUUCUUGAAGGGAUGGUGGUCGUGCGUUCGCCCGAGAAGAUCAUCCUGAAACUCAAUACCAGUGCUGUUGGCAUCGUUUGUUCGCCAGCGGCCCUUGAACGCUUUCAAGAUGUGCAGUUCGGCGAUAUCGUGGCUGUUUCUGUCGCGGGAGAGGGCGCUGGAGGGAAAUAUCUGUACGUCGAGAGACACGACGGCCUUUUCGACUUCACAGAUCCCAAGAGGCCGCGCCGCAAUUAUGCGACGUCGAUGCAACUCACAGAGGACUGUCGCGCUGACCCCUUGCUACUGGCCCAUUUAGAUGACUAG
Cyclospora cayetanensis is the source of this 1416-nucleotide messenger RNA. RefSeq lists its product as uncharacterized. The record is from RefSeq and is a predicted model, not a curated record. The coding region runs from base 1 to 1416 and encodes 471 amino acids. Gene Ontology annotation, biological process: nucleobase-containing compound metabolic process. The transcript is spliced from 10 exons. Lineage: Eukaryota; Apicomplexa; Conoidasida; Eucoccidiorida; Eimeriidae. Gene Ontology annotation, molecular function: nucleic acid binding; 3'-5' exonuclease activity.